AUGUUUCUGCCUGAAGCUGAGCUUUUGAAUAUUCCCCCGUACACCGCUGUGUUAUGGAGACAAUUUGUUCAACAUCCCUACAUGAUGCACAAUUUGUUUGAAAGAGGACCAGCUGGACCAGUUUUUGAUUCGGACCACAUUUUAAACAUGACAGGGAAAAAUUCUAACUUGAGGGAGUACAAAGUUGAGAACCUGGAAGAACUAGAACGAGUAAAGAGUGAUCUUUUAAAUAAGCCUAUUCUUUUUCGCGUUGAAGUAGAAAACGAGAAAAACAACGAUUAUGUGUUGGUCAAGGUUCGAAAAAUAACAUCAGAUGAGUUUGCAGUCCUUGUAAAUCCAAAGCAUCCAGUUGUUCAAGACAUUCUCGCAAGAAAACUUACUGAAGUUGCUCAGUAUAUAAAAGAGGACAAAUCAUUUUGUCUGAAGCUUGAUUUUAGUUUGCCAGUGAUAGACUGGUACCAUGGAAAGGUCGACAAAAGGAACUCCGGUCUAACCACUGUCGACGGAGAUAUGAACAUAUUUGUACACAACUGCUCAUCGCCAGAUAAAUGCUGCCUCAAUCCAGGGUACAUUGUCUGCUGUUUCCCAUUCUGGUUACUGUUUGGUGGACCUUGCUAUCUUAUUCACAGAAAACUGAAAUGUAUUGAUGAGACGUAUUAUUUCCACGGUAUCCCAGUUGUCCUACAGACAGAGGUCAUUCCCAGGGUCAUUCCUUGGGUCAGAGUUCACCACCCGCUAUUACGUGUUGUUGCCAUCAGGAACCUACAGGAGGAUCCAGUUACCGGCGCAGUUGAGAACACUCACUUGUAAAAUCACCCAGACUCCCUACGUGUCAUUUAAAGAAUCAUCUCUUCUACAUUUUGUUUGGAGUAUUUUUAAGUGAAACAUUUUGUAUGCACACCGAUUAAGUGCUUUAUCUUUUA
Molecule: messenger RNA, 923 nt
Organism: Saccostrea echinata
Lineage: Eukaryota; Metazoa; Mollusca; Bivalvia; Ostreida; Ostreidae
Exons: 5
Coding region: 1-810 (269 amino acids)
Source: RefSeq, a predicted model, not a curated record